Messenger RNA from Seriola dumerili (greater amberjack), 3095 nucleotides. It is a transcript of the gene pigr, whose product is annotated as polymeric immunoglobulin receptor-like. The transcript is spliced from 8 exons. The coding region runs from base 77 to 1123 and encodes 348 amino acids. The record is from RefSeq and is a predicted model, not a curated record. NCBI's taxonomy places the organism in Eukaryota, Metazoa, Chordata, Actinopteri, Carangiformes, Carangidae.
GGCCUUGCGGAACCUGGAGUCUGUGUUUACACAAGGGAGAGGACUUACUUGGUAAACCUCAAACUGACACUGAAACAUGCCGCAGCUCGUCAUACUCACUCUCAGCCUGUUACCAUGGAUCCCAGCCUUCCUCUGUGGGGUAACUACCAUGGAAGAGUUUUCAGUCCUGGAGGGUCGAUCCCUCACAGUCCCGUGUCAUUAUGAGCCACAGUAUGCCAGCUAUGUGAAAUACUGGUGUCGUGGGAGGAUGAGGGAGUUCUGCACCAGCUUAGCCCGAACAGAUGACCCCCGUUCAGUCGAUCCAGCUGUGGACAAAGUGAGCAUUUUAGAUGACCCGGUCCACCAGGUGUUCACCGUGACCAUGAAUGACCUGAAGGUGGAUGACUCUGGGUGGUACAUGUGUGGCAUGGAGAUAGGUGGUGUGUGGAGUGCUGAUGUUGUCGAAUACACUAACAUCAAGGUCAAUCAUGGUAUGUUAGUGGUGAACAACCGACUGAGUGGGGAAGAAGGGAGCAGUGUCACAGCUGAAUGUGAAUACAGUGUGAGAUUCAGAGAGAGUGAGAAGAAGUGGUGUCGGAGUGGAGACUGGAGCUCCUGUCUGGCGACAGGUUCUGACGGGAGCUACGAAGACACUUCAGUGGCCAUCAGUGAUGACAGAACUGGGGCUUUCACUGUAACCUUAAAGAAGCUGCAGAUGAGAGAUGCUGGCUGGUACUGGUGUUCUGCAGGACAGCAGCAGAUAUCUGUGCAGGUGCUGGUCACACCGCGACCCACGACUACAGCAGUGUCUGUGACAUCUCUACUGACCCCAAGUCAGUCUGUUGCACACCUGCCUCCACCCAAACCCAUCUCUAAGGAGUCCUGGAGCAGUCACAGUCACAUCCUGGAGUCUUUGCUGGUGUGCUCUUCUCUAAUGCUCCUUGUGGGUCUGGCCAUAUUGGCAAGAAAGAUGUGGAAACUACACAAGCAGGAUCCUGUGCUGAGACAAGUUAAGGAGAUGAAGGCAAGGCUCAGUGGGUAUUCAGGAGAUGUAGGUGACCUGCCGGAUGCUACUGUUGUUUUCCUCAACAGGGAUUCCCAGGACGUACAUACUAAAUGUAAUGAAUUUGUCAGUAUUCAGUAGUCAGUGCAGCAUUCACUGUUAUUCCCUGUAACUGAAUGUAAUUUUUGUUAGCUCAAUCUAAUUCUACUGUCUUUUGUAUAUUGCAUAUGACACCACAUUUAAAGACAUUUAUGGUGUUUUCUGCUUGCUAUUCUCCAUAUGCUUUCCUUAUUGUAAGACACAUAAUCAUGUGGUCCGUUAUUUAAUUUGGUCAAAAACAGGGCCAUAACUACCACUAAGGACACUGAUACAUUCUCCACCUAUUUAGCUGUACAUGUACAUUAUAUUGUUAUCUGAUCCCAGUAUUUUUAGAUACUUAAAGUUGAUUUCUUUUGUCCAAAAAUAUAAAAACAUACAGGAUUAUAAUUAUUUCCCCACUUCAGUUUUAUGAUGUGGUGAAAUUAAAUAGUAACACUUCACUUUACGUGUCUGUAAUUUCCUGAUGAGAGUAUCAGUAUUAUUAAAUUUCAUUGAAAGAACUUAAUAAUGUGUUAUUAAGUAAAGAGGAAACAAAGUUAAACUUCUGUCGGCAGCAGAAACAAGCAAACACAACUAUGACAUAAUUAUCACCUUUUCAAUUUAUAUGUUGAACUUGUUAGCCUAUCACACAUCCAACAGAUGCGGAACAACAUUAAUAUAUUUAUAUCUAUAAUAUAUAUAAAAUAUAUCUACUUUGGUGUUUUGGUCUCCACCAACUCCUGAGGGAAAUAUCCAGCUCUUUAGCUAGCUUAAAUGCUUGAUUGUUUGCUAGCUAGUUGAAAACUUUGAUAUAGAGCUUGGGGGAGCAUAAAGGGCCAGGAUAGAGUUUGAUAAGUAAUUGUUUUCCAGAGGAACUUGCUCAGAACAAUUGUUCAAUUUUAAUUAAAUAUCCUGAAAAUAUAAUUCAAGGUCUUCCCAAUACUUUCUUUUUUGUCUCUCUGGGAUGCUGUCUCAUUCUCGCUCUGUCAGGAGUCCAGAUAUGUAAUGAAAUCUGUUUUAAUUAUAUCAGCACUUAACACCAAUCAUGCUGAUCAAAAAACAAUGUAACCUUCAAGUCUAAUGACUGCAGUAGUCAUGCACGCUGACUCUUACUGGUUUAUUGGGCUCUGUAAAAGAUGGACUGAGACAAGAUGGUGUUGGAAUUGUUGCCAGCUCCAAAUGGCCAUUUGUUGGAAAGAAUCUGUCCCAAAGAAAUAAGUCCAAUGUGAAUUAAUAAUAUUAAGACGGUAAAGAUCCCAAGGGACUGACACAGGCACAUUUUCAGUUUUUGUUGCUACAGAGUUUAUCGCAAUAAUGAAAUGGCUAAUUAACAUUUCUGCUUGCAUACAGUCUGUUUGACAGAGAAUUUGUGGUAGCAAAUGCUGAUGAUAUGAACAUAGUUAUGAGAUCUUAUAAGAUUAUCUUUUAAGACAGAAAUAAGCAAAUCAAAACAGGAUAUAUUAGAAGGAGAAAGAAAAAAAACAGCUCUACAUUUCAUGCUUGUGCUGACUGUUCUCAUACUGAACCGCAAACGAUGUGUUAGAAUUAUAAAUUCAACAGGCUAAUGAGGCGACCACAGCAGCUGUGUAACCAGCUAGAGCUGGGAACAGCGAGUCAUAACUGGAUCUCACCUUCAUAUGUGCAAAGUCCAUGUUUUUGAAUUGUGAUACAGAAAAUCACAAUUUGUAAAAAGUUAAAUUUCAAAGGUUCAGUGUUUGUGGGAUCCUGUAGGCUCAGAUUCCUCCAUGUUCACCCCUAGCACUGAGUUGCAUGGUGUAAUUCUGGUCUCUGGUUAGCAUAUUUAAAGCUUUUACUGUAGUAUUCCUCUCUAUAAUGUCCAAUUUACAUGAAAUUUAAGAAAAAAAAUUAUCUUACUGUGCAGUAGGUUAAUCUCUCCACAGAGAUUAACCUACUGAAGAGCUAACAACAAGAGCAUACAACUGCAAUUCUGUAAGCAAUGCCAACCGCUCAGGGACAAAAGGUUCUGGCUUUUCACUUAUACCUUUUUAUAUAUUUAAAAAUCAUUAAAAAAUCA